Molecule: messenger RNA, 1268 nt
Organism: Chanos chanos (milkfish)
Lineage: Eukaryota; Metazoa; Chordata; Actinopteri; Gonorynchiformes; Chanidae
Gene: usp12b
Product: ubiquitin specific peptidase 12b
Exons: 9
Coding region: 75-1235 (386 amino acids)
Biological process (GO): protein deubiquitination
Cellular component (GO): nucleus; cytosol
Molecular function (GO): cysteine-type deubiquitinase activity
Source: RefSeq, a predicted model, not a curated record
GCUUCCCCGGAACUUCAGCCUACGCGGCUGUGACAGUUUUAAAUUGGGGUUCGGUCCAAUAUGGCGGCAGACGGAUGGAAAUACUGAUGACAGUCCGAAAGAUCGCCUCGAUUUGUACGAUGGGCGCCAAUGCCUCUGCCUUGGAGAAGGAGAUUGGACCGGAACAGUUUCCUGUAAAUGAACACUACUUUGGGCUGGUCAAUUUCGGCAACACCUGCUACUGUAACUCAGUGUUGCAGGCGCUCUAUUUUUGCCGGCCGUUCCGGGAGAAGGUACUGGCCUAUAAGAUCCAGCCCAGGCGGAAAGAGAGUUUGCUCACCUGCCUGGCGGACUUGUUCAACAGCAUCGCCACGCAGAAAAAGAAAGUAGGAGUAAUACCACCUAAGAAGUUCAUCUCACGGCUAAGAAAGGAGAACGAACUGUUUGACAAUUACAUGCAACAGGAUGCUCACGAGUUUCUCAACUACCUGCUCAACACCAUCGCAGACCUCCUGCAGGAGGAGAAGAGCCAGGAGAGACAGCAGAACGGCAAGUUGGUGCAGAACGGAGGAGGUGGAGGAGGAGGAGGUGGAGGGGGAGGAAGCAGCAGCAGUACAGGUGAAGGAGAAGCAGAGGAGAAGACCCAGCAGACCUGGGUACAUGAGAUCUUCCAGGGCACGCUGACCAAUGAGACGCGCUGCCUCAACUGUGAAGCGGUGAGCAGUAAAGAUGAGGAUUUUUUGGACCUCUCCGUAGAUGUGGAGCAAAACACAUCUAUCACUCACUGUCUCAGGGGCUUCAGCAACACAGAGACCUUAUGUAGCGAAUACAAGUACUACUGUGAGCAAUGUCGAAGCAAGCAGGAGGCACAGAAAAGGAUGCGGGUUAAGAAAUUACCCAUGAUCCUUGCGCUGCACCUGAAGCGUUUUAAGUACAUGGACCAGCUGCAUCGUUAUACCAAGCUGUCCUACCGCGUGGUCUUCCCCUUGGAGCUACGGCUCUUCAACACAUCCGGCGACGCCACGAACCCCGACCGCAUGUACGACCUGGUCGCCGUGGUGGUGCACUGUGGGAGCGGUCCAAAUCGUGGUCAUUACAUCACAAUCGUGAAGAGUCAUGGCUUUUGGCUUCUGUUUGACGACGAUAUAGUAGAAAAAAUUGACGCCCAGGCAAUUGAGGAAUUCUACGGCCUGACAUCUGACAUUUCCAAAAACUCAGAGUCGGGGUACAUCCUCUUUUACCAGUCCAGAGACUGAACCAAUGGGAGCACAAGAACGGAUCUAUGUGAC